AUGGAUAACGAGUGGAAGAACGCAAAGAAAAAAUUAGAAAAACUUUUCGCUGACGACGAGAUGCGUGGUACAAUUAAAGGUCAACUUCUAAGGAUUGAUAUGAAGAACCGACUUGAAUAUUUCGAAGGAAGUGAUAAAGAAGUUAAGGCUUCUCUUAGUACACUUCUUUUAGACGAUUGUUUUUAUACAGACGAAGACGCAAAAAGAUUUUGGAAUGCCCUAAAUGACAAAAAUGUUGAAUGUGGAGACUUCCUCCAACUGCCUGAGGGCAUCCAUUUUUUAGGUGAUAAAGACGAAACUUCAAUUAUUUACAUUCGUAAAUGCUACCGCGAUUUGGCAAAGAUCGCAUUUGAUAAGAAAACGAAAAAAAGAUUGCGAAUCAGCGGUAAUCCGGGUAUCGGAAAGACGCUAUUCGGCUACUACUUACUUUAUUUACUUUCGCAAAAAAAUAUAGUAACUAUAUACGAUUCCCAUGCUUCGAAAACUGUGCUUAUCUUUGACAAGGAUAGCGUCUUUCGUACUUCCCGCAUAAAAGUUAUAGAAUCAUAUCAGAAAAAUUCAAAUGCAUGGUACAUUGUGGAUGCUAAGAUACCGGUUAAAGCUAAUGCAAGAACAAUUCUUUUAUGUUUACCUAGAAAGGAUCUCUAUAGAGAUUUUGACAAGUUUGGACUUUCAACAGUACGGUUCAUGCCAGUUUGGGGACGAAGAGAGAUCGAUGAAUGCAGGGACAAAAUUUUUUAUAACAUUGAGAAAGAAAAGGUUGAAGAAUUGUUUUUGAAGUGGGGAGGAAUUCCUAGGUUCGUUUUAGAACAGGCUGAUGAUAAAGGUUAUCAAGACAUGCUUGAAAAGGCAAUUAACAAGUGUAGCAUGGAUAUAUUUAAAUACGUUGGUGAAUCAACGGAUACAGAUGAAAUGAGCCACAAGCUCGUUCACAUUUAUACAAAUCUCCCAUUCGCUGACGAAGUAAAGGACGAAAAUGAAAUGGAUUUAGAUACUAUUCCCACUAUUCCUAAUGAUGUAAUGCUAGAUCGACACGGCGAAGGACCCUAUACAAAGUCAAUCGUAAGAUUCGCCUCUGACUUUGUUAAGCAAGAAGUGACCAAAACACUUGAGGAAGACAUAAGGAACAAAUUGCGUACUGAAACGAAUUUGAGCUUAAAAGCAGGAAUCAGUAAUUCGUUAUUGGGCAUGUCAUUUGAACAGAUUGUUCAUCGGGUGCUACGAGAUGGGGGACUUUUCAAAACACGUUCUUUAGAACUCAAUUGUUUAGAGGAAGACCUCAUUAUUAACAGGCAGAGUGAAAUACUCGAGUUUUUUAAAAGUAAUAUCAGUGUGAUCGAAGAUGGAAAAUACUAUAAACCUGUGGAACAAAAUUUUCCAACAAUCGAUGCCAUCAUUACUCCCAACAAACUUUUUCAGAUGACAAUAUCAAAGAUCCACCCUAUCAAGAUGAACGGUUUAAAAAUACUUUAUAAUAAGUUAGGGGGGGAGGAUGCGUCAGAAGAUAUCAAAUUUUAUUUUGUCGUACCAGAACACUUGUACGAUAAUUAUAGAAAGCAAGAUUUUCAUGCAUCCAACGAUACUCUUGCUCUAAAUGUACCACUUUGGAUCCAAUUUCGUGUUCAACAAUAUGUAUUAAAAAUAGUUUUGUAA
Funneliformis caledonium is the source of this 1653-nucleotide messenger RNA. The record is from the annotation of a GenBank genome assembly. Lineage: Eukaryota; Fungi; Glomeromycota; Glomeromycetes; Glomerales; Glomeraceae.